Messenger RNA from Malassezia pachydermatis, 624 nucleotides. RefSeq lists its product as hypothetical. The transcript has a single exon. Lineage: Eukaryota; Fungi; Basidiomycota; Malasseziomycetes; Malasseziales; Malasseziaceae. The record is from RefSeq and is a predicted model, not a curated record. Bases 1 to 624 code for a protein of 207 amino acids.
AUGUCAACCAAGCCCAAGCUCAAUCGAAAAUUUCAAGCAUUGCGUGCUUUGAAACCAGAACGCGAAGAAAAUGCCCGCCACGAAGAGAGCGGUGUGAAAAAAGAAAUGUUGGUGGAUACGACGCCCUACAACACAUCCAUGUCCAAGCUUGACUCGGAGUCACGCACGGAUUUGUAUUCCCUUGUGAAUGAUCGAUACCCAGGUGCUCCGGGCACGGCCUUGGCCAAAGCUGAAGAUGCAGAAUACCGCGCGCGCCAAGCAAAGAAACGCGAAGAGACGAGGCGCAAAGCUGCCAAUGCCGAGUUGGAGCACCUAGGCGUGAAAAAUCUGGCCAAACGGCGCAAGAGCUCCAGUCCUUAUGCGAAUGGGUCCAGUGCAGCCAACAGUGAUGCAGGAAGCCCGCAAGCCAGCGAUGGUGAAGACAAAGCUGUAUCGACGAGUCGUAGCGGGUCGCGAAGUCGCCGUGUCUCUUCCCGAAACAGUUCGCCUAUGCCGCUCACAGAAACCACCAACGAGGCUGCACCACGAUGGCCAUCGCAUUUGCCUCAUGUUGUUACCAAUGCACCUGUACGACCUAGUCCUUUGGCUACACAUGCUAUUGCUGCCAAUGAUAUGACCGGGUAA